This is a messenger RNA of Blastocystis hominis, 879 nucleotides long. RefSeq lists its product as hypothetical. NCBI's taxonomy places the organism in Eukaryota, Bigyra, Opalinata, Blastocystidae. The coding region runs from base 1 to 879 and encodes 292 amino acids. Gene Ontology annotation, molecular function: single-stranded DNA binding; DNA strand exchange activity; ATP binding. Gene Ontology annotation, cellular component: nucleus; condensed nuclear chromosome. The record is from RefSeq and is a predicted model, not a curated record. Gene Ontology annotation, biological process: mitotic recombination; chromosome organization involved in meiotic cell cycle; DNA repair. The transcript is spliced from 8 exons.
AUGGUCUUGAAAACGCCUCAGAAAGAUUUGAUCAACGUGAAGGGGCUCAGUGAAGCCAAGGUGGACAAGAUCAUGCAGGCUUGUCGCACCAUGCAAUCUACCGGAAUCUUUUACACCGGCCGCGAAAUGAUGCAGCUUCGUCAGCGUGUGAUCAAAAUCACCACAGGAAGCAGCGACUUGGACACAUUGCUAGGAGGAGGCAUCGAAACCAUGAGCAUCACCGAGAUCUUCGGUGAGUUCCGCACAGGCAAAACCCAACUCGCCCACACUCUCUGCGUGACCGCUCAGCUCCCCUCAGAGAUGCACGGAGCGAACGGGAAAGUGAUCUUCCUCGACACGGAAGGCACCUUCCGGCCUCAGCGCGUCGUGGAGAUCGCAGGGCGCUACGGCCUCAACGGCGACGAAGUGUUAGACAACAUUCUGCUGGCUCGCGCGUACACACACGAGCAGCAAAUGGACGUGAUCACGGCCGCUGCGGCCAAGAUCGUGGAGGACAACUCCCCCUAUCACUUACUGGUGGUCGACUCGAUCACCGCGCUGUUCCGAGUGGACUACAGCGGACGCGGCGAACUCGCAGAGCGCCAGCAGAAGCUCGGAAGACACUUGAGUGCUUUGAAAAAACUGGCGGAGGAGUUCAAUGUGGCGGUGGUGAUUAUUAAUCAGGUCACAGCGGACCCGGGCGCUGCGGCCAUGUUCGUGAAGGACACGAAGAAGCCGAUCGGAGGAAAUAUCAUCGCGCAUGCUAGUACGACGCGGUUGUAUUUUAAGAAAGGGAAGGGAGAGCAGCGAAUUUGCAAAGUGUACGACAGUCCUGAUUUGGCAGAGAAUGAAGCGACGUUUGCGAUUGGACCGCAGGGAGUGAUGAAUGCAGAUGGGUAG